ACGAGCGCGUCUUCUAGAACCUCAAGAACACAAACAGAACCUUGAAAAGUUAACAAGUGUUCUGUUUUAACUUGCACUACUUCUUCUUCUUCUCUUUCAUCCUACUUCCUUGUUUAUUGUGAGUGUUCGCCUCAUCGAGUUCUCGCUCACUUCCGGUUUCCUUCCUCCGUCUUCUCUGAACACAUAAACCGCUUUGUUAACUUUUACGAUAUACUUUUAUUACUACAAUGCUAUAUUACAUGUAUUCUGACACUUUAUAGUUUAUGUUCAUUGUAUAUUUACAGUUUGUCCCUUCAAUAAGGCGGCUUAAGGCGUCGAGUUGCACUUACUAAACAUGACCACAAGAUGUCGGUGUAACCCCGCCUCGUCUCUAAAACUAUUUCCGGGUGUCAGAGUUUGUUAUUUACAAAUUACGAUUACACUCACGUGAUGAUUUACCCCGCUCAUAAGAUUUUUUAUUUAUUUAUUUUAUUUAUGAUUUUUUAACCAAUUGUUUUUUAAAAGGAACAAAUAGACUUACACAUUUGAAUGAGUAAAGUUCUUUAUUGUCAUUGCUUUCAUACAGACAAUUAAAUACAACUUAGCGGCAUCAUUUCAAAACAAUUAAAAAAAUAAAAACUAGGCUCCAGCGCCCCCCGCGACCCCGAAGGGAAUAAGCGGUAGAAAAUGGAUGGAUGGAAAACUUCUACAUGAAAGUAUGCAAUAUAGAAACACGUGACUCGCCUCUGAGACCACCUGAUCGGAAUUGGCGCGGCAAUCAUCCAAACGAAAGGGGGCGCUAAAGGCUAAAAAAUAAAUAAAUAGAUGCGUGACGUCACACGGAACGGCCAUGACGUCAUACAUUAAGUCAAAACCACCCCCCUUUUUAACAUAUGACGUAAUUCCACCUGUUUUGUCCUCCUUAAGCUCCUCCUCAUGCGGGUGGGCGAUACUGCCAUUUCGGUGUCGACUCGAUACCAAGUAACGAUACGGAUACCGAUCCACGUCACUCAAUACUCGUUUCUCUCGAAUCUAUUGAUAAUGACUAUGAGCCGAAGAAAAUACCUUCCAAGCGAGCAAUUUGAGCUCGGUGUCGAUGCUACCGAUAUUAGGUUCGAUCCGCCCCCCCCCCCCAGCCCCUCCCCUCCACAAUCUCUCUCUCUACCUGUCUCUCUCCCCUCCUCCCUCGGUCCUCUUCCCGCUCCUCCUCCCUCUCGGUGCGGACAUGCUCCGGGUCGUGAGGAGAUGAGGUUCCGAAAUGCCUCCUUCUUGACGCUGCUGUUGUUCGGACUGUGCGGGCUGGUCUCGCUGUCCUGGUACACCGCCUUCAGCAGCUCCAGAGGAGAUGUGGUGGACAUCUACCAGAGAGAGUUCCUGGCCUUGAGGGAGCGUCUGCACUCGGCCGAGCAGGAGAACCUGCAGCGCUCCAAGGAACUCAACGUGGUCCUGGAGGAGAUCAAGCGGGCCAUCGCGGAGAAACAAGCGCUGAGGGACAUCAACAGGACCUGGAGCAGCCUCUCUGAGGAGACCCGGUUGAAGUUGUGGAACGUGAGCAGCAGUAAAAACUUCUUGCAACUUCCUUCAGUCCUCCAUCAUCUUCCCCACCUGAUCCACAGAGAAGACAGUCUGCAGCCCGCCGUGCACGUGGGCCAGGGACGCACUGGAGUCUCCAUAGUGAUGGGCGUUCCCAGCGUGAAGAGGGAGGUCCACUCCUACUUGACGGACACACUCAACUCACUGAUGUCGCAACUCAGCGCCACCGAGAAGGACGAUUGCGUCAUCGUGGUCCUCAUCGCUGAGGCGGACCACGAGUACGCCAUGAGUGUGGCGGACAACAUGAAGCAGCUUUUUCCAGUAGAGAUCCAGUCCGGUCUGUUGGAGGUGGUGUCUCCAUCGGUGCACUUCUAUCCAGACUUCUCACGCCUCAGAGAGUCUUUUGGAGACCCCAAAGAGAGAGUGAGGUGGAGGAGCAAGCAGAACCUGGACUACUGCUUCCUGAUGAUGUACGCUCAGUCCAAAGGCACCUACUACGUCCAGCUGGAGGACGACAUCGUGGCGCGGCCCAACUACUUGACCACCAUGAAGAACUUCGCUCUGCAGCAGCCUUCGGAGGAGUGGAUGAUUCUGGAAUUUUCUCAGCUCGGCUUCAUCGGUAAGAUGUUCAAGUCCUCAGACCUGUCCCUCAUCGUGGAGUUCAUGUUGAUGUUCUACAAAGACAAGCCCAUAGACUGGCUCCUGGACCACAUCAUGUGGGUCAAAGUUUGCAACCCCGAGAAGGACGCGAAACACUGCGACAGACAAAAAGCCAACAUGAGGAUCCGCUUCAAGCCGUCCCUCUUCCAGCACGUGGGCACACACUCCUCCCUGGCCGGGAAAAUCCAGAAACUCAAGGACAAGGACUUUGGCAAGCAGACCCUCCACAAGGGCCACGCCAACCCCUUGGCCGAGGUGACCACCAGUCUGAAGACCUACCAGCACUUCACGCUGGACAAGGCCUACCUUGGAGAGGACUUCUUCUGGGCCUUCACCCCUGUGGCCGGGGACUUUGUACGCAUCCGCUUCUUCACACCCGUGCGCAUCGAGAGGUACUUCUUUCGCAGCGGGAACAUCGAGCACCCGGGAGACAAACUCUUCAACACGUCCGUAGAAGUUCUCCCUUUCGAUAACAUCCAGGCAGACAAAGAAGUCCUGGCGGACGGGAAGGAGAGGAGCCAACAGUACCAUCGCACGGAGGACGGCUUCAUCAGAAUCGGAAUGUUCCAGAAGGGCAUUGCCGAGGGGGAGGUGGAUCCCACCUUCGGGCCCUUGGAGGCCAUGCGCCUCACCGUGAUGACCGACUCCCCGGUUUGGAUCAUCCUCAGUGAGAUCUUCAUCAAGAAGGCGGAGUGAGGGUCCUCCUGCUCAGUCAACCUCCGCCUGAUCGCUUCCCCACCACGGUGCGACGGCGCCGCCCUCUGGUGGAGCUUUGCCACUGCAAGUCAGACAAGACAGAAAACGGCGAGGCGCCCGUCUGACAGGUGUUCUCUGCGAAACCACCGCCAUGGCUUAAGCGGGACCUUCUCAAGACGGAGGCCGGUUUGCGGCGGAGACGUGGACAUGCGUGGUGGAGGAUCAACAAGAUGGCGUGUGCCUUUUUUUUUGAAGGGCUGCUGUGGGGCCCCGGGGGAGCCCGGAGACAUCCUGCAGACGUCCUGCCUGUCAAUAAGACGUGCUCCUCAUGAGAUCAUGGCGGAAGUCAGAUGCUAUCUGCUCCGCUUCGGGCGGAGAGCAUCACGUGACACCCGCUCUCAAUAAACACUUUGUACUGGUGCUCCAUGCCGCCAGGACCUUUCUGCUCUUUUCUUGGCCACUUUCCUGUCACGUCAACAGUAAAAUAGGAAUUAUUACAUGAAGGGUCUGCACAUUGGUGUUCUUCUUCUGGGAGAUGUUCUCCACCAAAUAAUUAGCUUUAAAGUAGUAAAAAAAACACGUUGCCUUUAUAUUGAAGCUGUUAUCAUAUACAGUCGUGGUCAAAAGUUUGCGUACACUUGUAAAGAACAUAAUGUCA
Molecule: messenger RNA, 3526 nt
Organism: Nerophis lumbriciformis (worm pipefish)
Lineage: Eukaryota; Metazoa; Chordata; Actinopteri; Syngnathiformes; Syngnathidae
Gene: mgat4b
Product: alpha-1,3-mannosyl-glycoprotein 4-beta-N-acetylglucosaminyltransferase B
Biological process (GO): protein N-linked glycosylation
Cellular component (GO): endoplasmic reticulum-Golgi intermediate compartment; Golgi stack; endoplasmic reticulum
Molecular function (GO): acetylglucosaminyltransferase activity
Source: RefSeq, a predicted model, not a curated record